UGCAAACGUGGCUUAGACUCUCUCAGCAGAAGAAAGACAGCAAGAAAAGGAAAAGCCAAGAAAGGGAGAGAAAAUGAAAGAAAAUGGAACUAACGAUUUCACUACCCAACUGACUUGAGUGAAGUGGAAAAACCUAAAUUCUCUUACAUUCCAUGCGAUUUUUCCAAAAUUGUCUCUCACUUUCUAUCUGAAAACGAUUAAAAGUUCAACACAUCUGGGCUGUAAUAUUGGUACAUUUUCAGAAACUUUUAUUUUAGAACACUAAAGGAGGGACUACAGUUGAAGACGGUUUGAAGCAACUCUAUGUUCUACUAUUAAGUAUGCUUCUACACUAAACAUAUUGAGUUUGAGCAGCAACCUAAAAGUUAUAUGCAGUUCUAGAUGCAUUCGUCAGAUACUUUUAAAUUCUGUUACUGUGACAAGUGAUGCAUCCCAUGUUAAUUUAUGGGUGCCUUUGCCAGUCCAUUCUGUUGGGAUCUCUUUUUGUGUCUGUGCUUGCUCUCACUUCAGUGCAGUCUAGAGGUAGAAGCUCUGUGUCCGGAAACUGGUUACAUGGUUACUUGGGAUCUGGUUCCAAAAUCCAUAACUCUAUUUAUAUUAAAAGAUCAACUGAUUUAUCCACAUCAAAUGAUUCAUUAUCUUGUGAGGACCUGGAGGGUGUUGGAUCAUUCAACACGACCUGCUUGCUGAAUUCAAACUUGUAUUUGAAUUCUGAUCUUUAUAUAUAUGGUACGGGAAACCUAGAGAUACUCCCUCAUGUUUCCAUUACAUGUCCUGCUGAGGGCUGUUCAAUAAGUUUCAAUGUAUCUGGCAAUAUAAAAAUCGGCAAAUAUGCUGCCAUUAUUGCUGGGUCAGUAGUUUUUUCUGCAGCCAAUCUGACUAUGGAACAAUAUUCUUCUGUAAAUACAUCAUCUUUGGGUGGACCACCGCCUCCUCAGACUAGUGGUACUCCAGUUGGCUAUGAUGGAGCUGGUGGAGGGCAUGGUGGCCGAGGUGCUUCCUGCUUGAAAAGCAAUCAGACCAAAUUCUGGGGUGGUGAUGUUUAUGCCUGGUCUACUUUGUCUGAGCCAUGGAGUUAUGGGAGUAAGGGUGGUGGCAACUCUGCUGAGAAUCGGUUUGGGGGGGAUGGUGGAGGGCGUGUCAUGCUUAAGGUGAGGGACAUACUAUAUCUAAAUGGAUCUGUAACUGCAGAAGGAGGGAAUGGAGGACCUGGAAGGGGAGGAGGAUCUGGUGGAAGUAUCAUGGUACAUGCUCUAAAGCUGAAGGGAUAUGGCACUAUAAGUGCAGCAGGUGGUAGUGGAUGGGGUGGAGGUGGAGGUGGAAGAAUAUCACUGGAUUGUUAUAGCAUACAAGAAGAUGUCAAAAUCACUGUGCAUGGUGGUUUGAGUAUUGGAUGUCCUGGUAAUGCUGGAGCAGCAGGUACAUACUUUGAUGCAACUCUACUGAGUUUAAGAGUUGGCAAUGACAAUAUCACAACAGAAACUGAAACUCCUUUGCUGGAUUUUCCUACCACCCCACUAUGGUCAAAUGUUUUUGUGGAGAACAAUGCAAAAGUUUUGGUUCCUUUACUAUGGACCCGAGUUCAGGUGAGAGGUCAAAUUAAACUACUCUGUGGGGGCAGCAUCAUCUUUGGACUGUCAGAGUAUCCAAUCUCAGAAUUUGAGCUUGUUGCAGAAGAACUUUUGAUGAGUGAUUCUGUCAUUAAGGUUUUUGGUGCAUUUAGAGUGGCUGUGAAGAUGUUACUCAUGUGGAACUCUAAAAUCAAAAUUGAUGGUGGUGGAAAUACUGUUGUUACCACUUCUGUCCUUGAAGUUAGGAAUCUUAUUGUUCUAACGGAAAAUUCUGUAAUUAGUUCAAAUACGAACUUGGCUGUAUAUGGUCAGGGACUUCUGAAGUUGACUGGUCAUGGUGAUGCAAUCAAAGCUCAGCGACUUUCCUUGUCACUGUUUUAUAAUAUAACCGUUGGGCCUGGUUCCUUACUUCAGGCUCCAUUGGAUGAUGAUACAAGCAUGGUAACAAAAUCCCGUUGUGAGAGUCAGACAUGCCCAAUGGAUUUGAUUACCCCACCAGAUGAUUGCCAUGUUAAUAAUACACUAUCCUUUUCACUUCAAAUUUGUCGUGUUGAGGACCUUCUUGUUAAUGGCCUCAUCGAGGGAAGCAUCAUUCACAUCCACAGGGCAAGAACUAUCAUCAUUGAUACCGAUGGCAUGAUUUCUGCAUCAGAAUUAGGUUGCAGAACAGGCAUCGGUAAGGGUAACUAUUCAAAUGGAGCUGGUGGUGGUGCUGGCCAUGGCGGAAGAGGCGGCUCAGGACUUUUUCAUGGGAGGGUGAGUGAAGGUGGUGACAAAUAUGGUAGUGCUGAGCUUCCCUGUGAAUUGGGAAGUGGAACUGAGGGUCCCAACGAAUCUUAUGGACAUGUGGCUGGAGGGGGAAUGAUAGUGAUGGGAUCCAUUCAGUGGCCUCUUCUAACGCUUGAUAUUUAUGGAGCUUUGAGAGCCAAUGGUCAGAGCUAUGUUGGGGCAACAAGAAACAUUAAUGGGACUUUGAUUGGUGGACUUGGUGGUGGUUCUGGUGGGACAAUUCUCCUUUUCCUUCAAACACUUGUGCUGGCAGAAAACUCAUCUUUAUCUGCUGUUGGAGGCAAUGGUGGUCUUUUUGGUGGUGGAGGGGGUGGGGGUGGAAGAGUUCAUUUUCACUGGUCUAAGAUAGAUGUGGGUGAUGAAUAUGUUGCAGUUGCAAUGAUAAGUGGUGCCAUUGAUAGUAGUGGAGGUGCUGGAAACAAUGGUGGUUUUCAUGGAGAAGAGGGCACAGUUACAGGAAAGAAAUGCCCUAAGGGCCUUUAUGGUACAUUCUGCAAUGAAUGCCCUGUUGGCACUUACAAAGAUGUUGAUGGCUCUGAUGUACAUCUUUGCACUCCUUGCUCUCUUGACCUUCUUCCCAACCGGGCAGAUUUUAUAUAUGUGCGAGGAGGAGUUACUCAGCAAUCCUGUCCCUAUAAAUGUAUAUCUGACAAGUAUAGAAUGCCAAAUUGCUAUACACCUCUUGAGGAGCUGAUGUAUACAUUUGGAGGGCCUUGGCCUUUCUCGCUUUUGUUGUCGUGCAUUUUGGUUCUUCUAGCUAUAUUAUUAAGUACCUUGAGAAUCAAAUUGGUGGGAUCAGGUUGUUCUUAUCAUAGUACAAAUUCAAUUGAAACACAAAGUCCUAACCAUUUUCCAUACCUUCUUUCGUUGUCAGAGGUGCGGGGGACCAGAGCUGAAGAAACUCAGAGCCAUGUUUACAGGAUGUACUUUAUGGGUCCCAAUACUUUCAGAGAACCCUGGCAUCUUCCUUACUCUCCUCCCAAUGCAAUCAUAGAGAUUGUGUAUGAAGAUGCUUUUAACAGAUUCAUUGAUGAGAUUAAUUCAGUUGCUGCAUAUGAUUGGUGGGAAGGGUCAGUACACAGCAUACUUUCAGUGCUUGCAUAUCCUUGUGCAUGGUCAUGGAAACAGUGGCGUAGGAGGAAUAAGAUUCAUCGCCUUCAGGAAUUUGUCAAAUCUGAAUAUGAUCAUUCAUGUCUCCGCUCAUGUAGGUCAAGGGCUCUAUACAAAGGCAUGAAGGUUGGAGCAACGCCUGAUUUGAUGGUUGCAUACAUUGAUUUCUUCCUUGGUGGUGAUGAAAAGCGCAUAGACAUAGUGUCUAUUAUACAGAAGAGAUUCCCCAUGUGCAUCAUUUUCGGUGGUGAUGGAAGCUAUAUGUCCCCUUAUAAUCUUUACAGUGACACAUUAUUGACAAAUCUUCUCGGCCAGCAUGUCCCUGCUACUGUCUGGAAUCGUUUGGUGGCUGGUUUGAAUGCUCAGUUAAGGACAGUGAGACAUGGAUCCAUCCGUUCUGCAUUAAUUCCUAUUAUUCGUUGGAUCUGUAGUCAUGGAAACCCCCAACUCGAGUUCCAUGGGGUUAAAAUUGAGCUUGGAUGGUUCCAGGCCACUGCUUCUGGUUAUUAUCAACUGGGUAUUUUGGUAGUUGUUGGCGAUUACUCGCUCCAUAACAUGAAUCAGUCUGAUCUAUUGGACAGAAGUAGUGAUGAAUGUCCGAGAAAAGAUACAGCAGUUGCAAGAAAAAGCCUUAAACAGCUGCAGAAGAGUCAGCCACAUACAAGUCAUGCAUUAUCUCGAAAAAGGAUUACUGGUGGAAUCAAUGGAGGUCUAAUAAAUGAUGCUACUUUGAAAUCUUUGGAUUUUAGAAGGGACUUUCUCUUUCCAUUUUCUCUCUUAUUGCACAAUACAGGACCUGUUGGACGUCAGGAGUCCCUGCAGCUGCUGAUAUCUAUAGUUCUUCUGGCAGAUCUUUCAGUCACCCUCCUUACAUUGCUCCAGUUCUAUUGGAUUUCUCUUGGGGCUUUUCUUGCUGUCUUGCUUAUUCUUCCUCUAUCCUUGCUCUCUCCCUUCCCUGCAGGCUUGAAUGCCUUAUUCAGUCAAGGACCUAGAAGAUCUUCGCUAGCUCGCAUAUAUGCAUUGUGGAAUGCUACAUCUUUAUCAAACAUUGCUGUGGCUUUCAUCUGCGGCAUUUGUCACUAUGGACUUUCCUUUUUUCAACCAUCUGCAAAAGCAAAUACAUGGCAUUCAAGGAGGGAAGACGAUAAAUGGUGGCUUUUGUCAACCAUCCUUCUGCUCUUCAAGUCAAUACAAGCUCGUUUUGUUGAUUGGCACAUAGCAAAUCUAGAAAUCCAAGAUUUUUCUUUGUUCAGUCCUGAUCCAGACACUUUCUGGGCCCAUGAGUCUAGUUUAUGACAUAAAAGAAUCAACUAUUUGAGAAGGGAACUGUACACAUUUUAGAGUCCUCUUGGUGUCAACAGGAUCAAGAGAUACGAAUCUCUACUGCUCCCGGCAUAGCCUUGGACUCUUGGCAUUGUAAAUAUGUUUAAAGCUGUAUAAAAUCAUUGAUAUAGGUGUGCAGUUUUAUUCCUUUCAUAACCAUAGUGGCAUGAGAAUGUAGAGAAUAGGUUACAGGAGUAGGUUUCUCAAUUUUUCUAACUCAAUUCUAGUCCAGAUGGAGAGGUUUUGUUUGUUUGUUUGUUUGUUUGUUUAUUUUUGUAAGAUACAAAAACUUCAAUGCUUUAGUCUUUGGUUCCUUUUUCUCAUGA
Vitis riparia (riverbank grape) is the source of this 5119-nucleotide messenger RNA. RefSeq lists its product as uncharacterized. The record is from RefSeq and is a predicted model, not a curated record. NCBI's taxonomy places the organism in Eukaryota, Viridiplantae, Streptophyta, Magnoliopsida, Vitales, Vitaceae. The transcript is spliced from 23 exons. Bases 426 to 4766 code for a protein of 1446 amino acids.